AUGGCGCGCGCCGCUUCAAUAUAUCCACUCACUAUCCACAAGUAUUGCACCACUAUGAGCGGUUCCAAGCUGCCACAGGAGACUUCGGCUCUCCUCAAAGAAGAAAAGCUUGACUCCGCACUGGACACGCCUGCUCAGAACGGCAUGAAGCGCUCAGUCUCUCCUGACACUGUCGAGAAUAAAAGGCUCCACUCGGAGGAUCCAGAAUACGUACUUUCCAUUUCCAGAAGGGAGUCACCUGCUCCUUCUGUGGCUAAGUCGUCCGUUUACAAAGAAGCAAAACCUAUCCCCGCCUGGAUGAAAAGCAAGCAGCCGAAAGAUGAAGACAAAUAUGCCAAAUACGGCGGGAGAAGAGAAAAACCACCUCAAAACGAUCGCUACGCACGAUAUGCCGCGAGCGAUGACAGAUAUUCAAAGUAUGGGGCCAAACCACCCAGUGAAGGUGAUUCGCGAGUUAUUCGGAGAGAACCAGAACCUGAACGUCCGAAAAGAGAGCAUAGCACUAACCAAGAGGAAGAACCCGAAGGCGCGGCUGCUCCUUAUACGAGCAUUCCAUCAGUAGGAGGGAUGGGCCUCAAUUCAGAAUACCGAACAUUCCUGAGCAGCAUUACGCACAAGGAAAACAGAGAUAUAAACAGCAUUGUGCGCCAGCACUACAAUCAAAGAACUUAUCAAUCCAAGUUGCAGGGAUCGCGAACAAAAUCACCCAUCUACAAACUCCGAAACUUCAACAAUGCCAUCAAGUACAUGCUUCUUGGAAAUUUUGUGAAGAGACGCCUGGAGACAGCACCUUUAGUGCUUUUAGAUUUCUGUUGCGGCAAAGGUGGCGACUUGAACAAAUGUGAGUUUGUUCAUGUGGACCAGUACAUUGGCGUUGAUAUAAGUGAUGCUUCUGUCCGAGAGGCGUAUUCGCGGUAUUCACAGAAUAAGGCAAGGUUCAUUCCCCAAAAUCCAAGAUCCAAGCGCAAUAGGGAUUCCCGUAGGUACAAUUUCGACGCGUGUUUGGCAACUGGCGAUUUGUUUUCUUACUCUCUUCCAGAAAUUUUGGAGCCUAACUUCCCAGGUAUAAUGGAUGGGCUUUUUCCUGUCGACUGUGUGUCGAUGCAAUUUUCCUUCCAUUAUGCGUGGGAAACAGAACAAAAGGUCCGCACAGUGCUCACAAAUAUCACAAAGUCUUUACGUCCUGGAGGUACGUUUAUUGGAACCAUCCCGUCGUCAGAUUUUAUUCGCGAUAAGAUUGUUAAAAAGGACUUUACCGAUGACAAGACCUUUGGCAAUGACUUAUAUCGGGUAAGAUUCGAAAAAGAUCCGCCCGAGGAUGGCGUUUUUAGGUCACCAUUUGGAAACAAAUACGACUAUUUCUUAAAAGACGCGGUCGACGAUGUACCCGAGUACGUUGUUCCAUUUGAAUAUUUCCGUCUGUUAUGUGAAGAUUUCGGAUUGAUCCUCAAAUACAAGAAAAACUUCAUUGAAAUUUUCAAUCUGGAGAUUCCGAAGUAUUUUUCCAAGUUGAACAAAAAUCUUAUCGAUGGCAUGAAGCGUGCGGAUGGAAAGUACGGUGUUGAAGGGGACGAAAAGGAAGCUGUGGCGUUUUACAUUGGUUUUGUCUUUGAAAAGCUAGGUAACUAA
This is a messenger RNA of Clavispora lusitaniae ATCC 42720, 1629 nucleotides long. RefSeq names its product mRNA capping enzyme family protein. The record is from RefSeq and is a predicted model, not a curated record. Gene Ontology annotation, biological process: 7-methylguanosine mRNA capping. Gene Ontology annotation, cellular component: nucleus. NCBI's taxonomy places the organism in Eukaryota, Fungi, Ascomycota, Pichiomycetes, Serinales, Metschnikowiaceae. Gene Ontology annotation, molecular function: mRNA 5'-cap (guanine-N7-)-methyltransferase activity.